This is a messenger RNA of Carcharodon carcharias (great white shark), 3329 nucleotides long. It is a transcript of the gene rp2, whose product is annotated as RP2 activator of ARL3 GTPase. Gene Ontology annotation, molecular function: GTPase activator activity. The transcript has 5 exons. NCBI's taxonomy places the organism in Eukaryota, Metazoa, Chordata, Chondrichthyes, Lamniformes, Lamnidae. The record is from RefSeq and is a predicted model, not a curated record. Gene Ontology annotation, cellular component: periciliary membrane compartment; cilium. The coding region runs from base 99 to 1178 and encodes 359 amino acids. Gene Ontology annotation, biological process: post-Golgi vesicle-mediated transport.
AACGGGAAGCGGUUGUCAGGGUCCGAGGGAGAGGCCGUGAGGCGGAGUGCGGAGCAGGAGUAGCAGCAGCAGCAGCAGCAGCAGCAGCAGCGAGUAAAAUGGGCUGCCUGUUCUCCAGGAAAUCCAAGGAGAAAAACCGAGAGAAGAAAAAGAAGAAGAAGAAGAAGGAGGAGGAGGCAGAUGCCGAGGAGGAACCUAAGCAAUACAGCUGGGACCAGCGGGAGAAGAUUGAUGUUAAAGACUAUAUGCUGGUUCAAUUAAAGGAUCAGACCGUGGGACGAUUGCCUGGUAAAGUUGCUGGUGAGCAAUUUGUCAUCCAAGAAUGUGAAAACUGCAACAUUUACAUUUUUGACCACUCUGCCACCAUCACCAUUGAUGACUGCACCAACUGCAGGAUAUUUCUGGGACCUAUCAAAGGCAGUGUCUUUUUCCGUGACUGCGCUGACUGCAAAUGUGUUGUGGCUUGUCAGCAAUUCCGCACUCGGGAUUGCAAAAAAAUGGACGUCUUCCUCUGCUGUGCAACUCAGCCUAUCAUUGAAUCGUCCACGGGCAUGAAGUUCAGUUGUUUCCAAUAUUACUAUCCCGAGCUGGGCUACCAGUUCAAAGAUGCAGGCUUAAGCAUCUUCAAUAACAACUGGAGCAACAUCCAUGACUUCACCCCUGUUGCAGAUGAGAACAACUGGAUCUUGUUACCAGAAGAUGCAAUGCCCCAGGAUUUUGUUCCUCUUCCUGAUUCCGAGGAGCUGAAAUCGGUUCGGAUCUCCACAGAGCUGAGCAGGAGCAUUGUUCCAGUCACGCGGGGUCAGAGACAAAAGAACAGUGAAGAGUUGUGCUUGGUGGUGUUUUUUGCCGGAGAUUAUACCACAGCCAAUGCUAGGAAGUUAAUUGAUGAGAUGGCUCUAAAGAAUUUUGCUCUUGUGCAAACAAAAGAAAUUUCAAUGCGACCAGACGAUGCCAACAGAGUAUUCAAGGAGAAAGCAGCAGACUUUAUUCCAUUGCUUCAGCAAGGCCCUGUUGUUGCAUUGGAAUUUAAUGGAGAUGGUGCCGUGGAAGCAUGUCAGAAUAUAGUCAGCUCUGUGUUCAGUGCUUCCAAGGUCUUUGUUUCUGAAAGCAAGUCUUCAGCAUCCCAAGAUGUGGACAAUUUUUAUAACUACGCUGAUAUGCAGAUGGGAAUGUGAAAAUGAACAUCCACUAUAUGUAAUAUCUGCCCAUGGUUAUUAUUCCAUUGAGUAGAAUACCUUAGGAUUAAACUACUGGAAAUGAGUAGUAUUGUGAAGUAUGGGUGAAUUUAGUUUUUAAGAUUUAACAUCCAGAAUGUAACAGUGUCCCAAUUGUUUUCAGAGUAGCUAGUCAAAUGCAUAACCAAAGCAUUUUCAGCAGUUUUGUACACCUAAACCUAUUUUAAACUCUUUACUUAAACUUCCCCCACCCCCCGAGAAUUCUUAAAAAGGAAGCAUCCUUCGAAGGGAAGCCACAAGUUUCUGGAGUACUUUUUGUUUGAUGUAAUCAUUGAAUAUUACUGCACAGAAUUGACCCAUUGUGUGUUUCCUGAUUCUGAUUUCCAUUCCUCUGUCUCUUAACUUUUUAAAUUCUUUUCUCUCCUUUUAUUAAAUUGAAUAAAAUAUUAGCCUAAGCAAAAUUUGGAAUUCAUUUCUCUGUUCGCCCUUUCACCCUGGACUCUGAAAAAUGCCAAUUGAGUGAGUCUUGAGUCAAGUUAGCCUCCCUCUUUUAUGGAUCACUGCAGUUUUAACAACAUCUUGCAUUCGUUUAGGGUCUUAAAGUAAAUGAAAACAUUGAUCGAGGAGUUUCCCCUGGAUAGGCCUGUUAAAAAUCAUCACUGAGCCAAGAAAGGAGGGUUUAGGAGAUGCAGUUUAAAACCUGAGCCACUUUGGAACUGCUCAAUCACUGGGAAACCAAGUCACAGAGAGGAUAAACUGCAUCACUAGCAGGAAGGGAUGCUGGUAAAAAAUAAAAUCCGAGGGUUAAUUUCCAAUAAAAUGUACUCCCCCCAAACUUGGCUUCCAAAACUAAGGUUUGUUUUAAGUAUUUUUCACUUUUUAUCAGGAAAAUGACAUUUGUGGUUCUGCCACAUUGGGAUCAAUUCAAUUGAUUUCUUAUUGCAAUAUAAAAAUUAUAAUAGUUUGAAAGUAAAUUUAGAUUUUUUAUAUACGUGAUGUAAAGCUUUUAGCGGUAUGCCGGAUUAUAACUCUCUCUUUAUAAUAAUGCCAUAUUACGCUUUAGGAGAACUUGGGGGCUAGUUCAAGAUUAAAAAGUAAUGGCAACAAUUUACUGUAUAAAAUGUUCUUCAGAUCUACCUGCACUGAGACAUUUCUUGUUGCAACAGACUCCGGUUUGCAAAUAUGACGGUGGUUUUAUGAAUACUAAGGGAAUUGAGGGAUAAUAGGGGAUGGUGUGGGAAGGUGGAGUUGAGGUAGAAGAUCAGUCAUGAUUGUAUCGAAUGGCAGAGCAGGCUUGAGAGCUGAAUGGCUUAACGCCUGCUAUUUCGUGUUAUGUUUUUAAACAUUUUGUGGUAAAUGGUGGCUUCUGAAAUUUCUCAAUGCUAGAAACUUAUACUGAAGAUUUUACACGUAACUAAUAUUUUGUAUAUAAAAUUUUAAACUUUUUUAAAUGUUUCUCCUAUCAGUAACUGAACAUACUGUAAGUGUGAAAUUAUGAACUGUAGUUUUAAGAAUUAAUUCAAAGAAUCUGAAGUCACAAAAGAAAAACUGUUUUGGAAUGUAACUGAACAAAAUUGUCCAUACUAACCAGGUUUGAAUCUCUUGUAAAAGGGUGGUGUCAGGGAGGAUUGUAUGGAGGACUGGGCAAACUGCCCCAUUGCAGUUGUCAAUAUUGAUGCUCCUUCAACUACUAGGAAGUACCUGUACCACAAAGAUUUCUCCCUCAUUUUCAUGCACUGAUUUGUCCUUGUUGAUUGUAUUGCUAAUGACCCAGCUGUAAUUGACAAUUUGUAGUCACGAGCCAAGCCAGGGUAGCUGCCGGAAAUCAAGAUAUUCAGACCAAAAGCUUUGCCAUGUUGGAUUUUGAGUAAAAUUGAUAUAGAUGUUUAUACACUGACCAAAAUGACUACAAACACAUUUUUACGUUUAUCAGUAUUGCUUUAAAUGCAAUAUGGAGCUAAUAAAUCAUGAAUGUUUACAGCACAGAAGGGGACCCAUGUCUGCGCUGACGUUAUGCAAGAGCAACUCACUUAGUCACACUCUCCUGCCUUUUUCCUGUAUGUCUGCAAAUUCUUUUUGGAUAAUUAUCCAAUUUGAAUCUGCCUCCACUACACUUUCAGGCAGUGCAUUCCAGAUCCCAACUACUCGCUA